Branchiostoma floridae (Florida lancelet) is the source of this 596-nucleotide messenger RNA. Its product is annotated as peroxisome biogenesis factor 10-like. The record is from RefSeq and is a predicted model, not a curated record. Gene Ontology annotation, cellular component: peroxisomal membrane. Gene Ontology annotation, biological process: protein import into peroxisome matrix. Gene Ontology annotation, molecular function: zinc ion binding. NCBI's taxonomy places the organism in Eukaryota, Metazoa, Chordata, Leptocardii, Amphioxiformes, Branchiostomatidae.
CUCCUGGUGCGAAGCGUCCUUGCCAAUGAUUUUGCAGCUCCCAGCUACAGACUGCUGGGAUGGUUGUCAGCGGUACAGUUAGGGUUCAGUCUACUGCAACAUGUGCACAGGACAUUCUCUGGGGGCAGGUCGGGGCAAGGCCUUGACAGAGAGACAACCUCAGAACACAGUGCUAAUGCUGUGGCCUCGACCUCGUCGUCUGAAGUCCACCCCAAGUCGCGAUGUUCUCUGUGCCUGGAGACCAGAAGGCACCCCACAGCCACGCCCUGUGGUCACCUCUUCUGCUGGGGGUGCAUCAUGGAAUGGGGUAGUGAAAAGCCGGAGUGCCCAUUGUGCAGAGAGCCAUUCCAACUAUCCAGACUUGUCUACCUGCAGAACUAUCAACCAAGUUGACCACGCUUUUAAAACACAGAUAAUAUACACUGUCUGUAUAUACAUUUAUGUAUAUAGACAAAAAAUGCUAAGAGAAGCAAAGCUAAAUUUAUUUUGCAUCAUGAAAACUGACAGAUGCCAUAUUAAAAGUUAAUUAUACAAAAAAUUGCUGUCUUCAGUAUGUACUGUUUUAUUCAGAUUAUGUAUUAGAUUUCUCCAUUCAC